This is a messenger RNA of Sesamum indicum (sesame), 1731 nucleotides long. RefSeq names its product dehydration-responsive element-binding protein 2C. Gene Ontology annotation, molecular function: DNA-binding transcription factor activity; transcription cis-regulatory region binding. Gene Ontology annotation, cellular component: nucleus. Lineage: Eukaryota; Viridiplantae; Streptophyta; Magnoliopsida; Lamiales; Pedaliaceae. Gene Ontology annotation, biological process: positive regulation of DNA-templated transcription; response to stress. The record is from RefSeq and is a predicted model, not a curated record.
GCCGCGGAAAUAUCUAGAGAAGGCUAUAAAUAAGCCAGCAGCGCUGUCUGAGAGAGGAUUUCUCUUUUGAUUCACUCUUUGCAUACGAAAAGUAGACAAAAAAUCAAACAAAGCUCUCCGGAAAGAUCAACAAGCACGCGAAGUCGCGAACUGUUUUUUCUUUAUUGAUUGAGGAAGAUAUUUAUUUAUCCGGGCGUUACGCGGAAAGAAGAGGGUAAAGCUGAGAUUCUUGGUGAAGGCUUCGGAAUUGGGUUUGGAGAAUCGCAUGUCAGUGGAGACUGUUGAGAGAGAUACUAAAAUGGCUGUGUUAGGUCAAGAUUCUAAUUUGGUGUCUCAACCUGUGGAUUACACGAGGAAGAGGAAAUCAAGAAGUCGUAGGAGCGGAACUAAGAGUGUUGCGGAAACACUUGCAAAGUGGAAAGAGUACAAUACUACCCUCGACAGUGACAACAAGAUGGUGCGCAAAGCCCCGGCCAAGGGGUCGAAAAAAGGGUGUAUGAAAGGAAAAGGUGGGCCAGAGAAUGCUCGUUGCAAUUACAGAGGUGUUAGGCAGAGAACAUGGGGUAAAUGGGUAGCUGAGAUAAGGGAGCCACAUAGGGGAAGCAGGUUGUGGUUAGGUACCUUUGGCACUGCGCUUGAGGCUGCUUUGGCCUAUGAUGAAGCGGCUAAGGCUAUGUAUGGUGUCUGUGCACGGCUCAAUUUCCCCAGUUAUAGUUCAUCAAAAGACUCUGCCAAGGAGUCGUCUUCCCUUCUGACAACAUCUGCGUCCGAGUCCACCAAUUCCAGCAUUUCUGAUGUUUGUCUUGGUGAGGUGAGGCCAAAGCUUGGUAUUGCUGAGAUAAAAGGCGAAAAUGGGUUGCAGAUUUCUCAGAAGCCUGCGUUAAAUGAAGCUAGCACGCCAAUGAGUGUAGUGAAAGAGGAAGUCGAGGAAGAAGCUCAGACAGGGGAAGUGAAGGAAGGUAAAGGGGAGGACGUUAAGAAAGAAUCCAUGGAAUGCUUGUAUGAUAGUGGAUUUAAUCCAAUGGAUAAACCUUAUCCUGAGGACCGAAGUGCUAUGGCUCCGCUGCAUCAAUUUAAUAAUUUUCCGCUGGAUGAGAUGUUUGAUGUUGAUGAGCUUCUUGCGGCAUUGGAUGCUGCUCCACGCCAAGCGUCGGGGCAUCAGGUGGGACCUGGAGCAUAUGGCGGCCAUCCCUCCGAAGCUGCUUGUGGCAGUGGAUCCUUUGCCGAUAUGUCAGCUCGUUGGCAGCAUUCCGGGUCAGAGUUGUUUGGGAGCGAGCAAACUACUUCUGGAUACGAGAAUGGCUUGGACUUUCUGAAACCAGGGAGACAAGAGGACUACAAUUUCUUGUUGAGUGAUUUAUUCUUGGAUUUGGAUUCAGACUUGGCCAUAUGAAGCGUGGGUUUGCAGCGGAUGGCCAAAUGGAAACUGAAGAGGAUAUACUAGUUAUGGGUAGUCAUAGCAUCUUUUGAUAUUAGGCUGGAACUCCUUCCAGUGAAAGAGGACCUUUGUGUUUCGACUUGCUGUUUGUAGGCAACAUGUGUCUGUAUUCUUUUUCUGCUAACCCUUUGUCUUAUUUAUUACAAAAUGACCAUAAGCUAAUUCUGUACAAGUUUUAGGCGUACGGGGAUGGCUGUGGUUCUCUAAACAUGGAUCUUGAAAGAGGAAAGAUCGUUCUGUACAGAUGUUUUAAGAUGCUUUCAGUUUUACACAUAUAUAUCUUGGUUUUUGAA